AUCCAUCAUGAUUGAAGACAAUAAGGAGAACAAAGACCAUUCCUUAGAAAGGGGAAAAGCAACUCUCAUUUUUUCCUUAAAGAAUGAAGUUGGAGGACUUAUAAAAGCACUGAAAAUCUUCCAGGAGAAACAUGUGAACCUGUUACAUAUCGAGUCCCGAAAAUCAAAGAGAAGAAAUUCAGAAUUUGAGAUUUUUGUUGACUGUGAUAUCAACAGAGAACAAUUAAAUGAUAUUUUUCAUCUGCUGAAGUCUCAUACUAAUGUUCUCUCUGUGAAUCCACCAGAUAAUUUUACUGUGAAGGAAGAUGGUAUGGAAACUGUUCCUUGGUUUCCAAAGAAGAUUUCUGACCUGGACUUUUGUGCUAACAAAGUUUUGAUGUAUGGAUCUGAACUAGAUGCGGACCAUCCUGGCUUCAAAGACAAUGUUUACCGUAAAAGACGGAAGUAUUUUGCAGAGUUGGCUAUGAGCUAUAAACAUGGAGACCCCAUUCCCAAAGUUGAAUUCACUGAAGAAGAGAUUAAGACCUGGGGAACCAUUUUUCGGGAGCUCAACAAACUCUACCCAACCCAUGCUUGCAAAGAGUAUCUCAAAAACUUACCUUUGCUUUCUAAAUAUUGUGGAUAUCAGGAAGAUAAUAUCCCACAAUUGGAGGAUGUCUCAAAUUUUUUAAAAGAGCGCACAGGGUUUUCCAUUCGUCCUGUGGCUGGUUACCUAUCACCAAGAGAUUUCCUAUCAGGUUUAGCCUUUCGAGUUUUUCACUGCACUCAAUAUGUGAGACACAGUUCAGAUCCCCUCUAUACCCCAGAACCAGAUACCUGCCAUGAACUCUUAGGUCAUGUUCCCCUGUUGGCUGAACCUAGCUUUGCUCAGUUCUCCCAAGAAAUUGGCCUGGCAUCUCUUGGAGCUUCAGAGGAGGCUGUUCAAAAACUGGCAACGUGCUACUUUUUCACUGUGGAAUUUGGUUUGUGUAAACAAGAUGGGCAGCUAAGAGUCUUUGGUGCUGGCUUACUUUCUUCUAUCAGUGAGCUCAAACAUGCACUUUCUGGACAUGCCAAGGUAAAGCCCUUUGAACCCAAGAUUACCUGCAAACAAGAAUGUCUAAUUACAACUUUUCAAGAUGUCUAUUUUGUAUCUGAAAGUUUUGAAGAUGCAAAGGAGAAGAUGAGAGAAUUUACCAAAACAAUUAAGCGUCCAUUUGGAGUGAAGUAUAAUCCAUACACACAGAGUAUUCAGAUCUUGAAAGACACCAAAAGCAUAACCAGUGCCAUGAAUGAAUUGCGCCGUGAUCUUGAUGUAGUCAGUGAUGCCCUCACUAAGGUCAGCAGACAGCUGAGUAUGUGAUGGUCGCCAGUCCUCGUCCAGAAAGCAUCUGAGCAUCAGUUCAGAGCCUGUGCACUAACUCUUGCUUUUCUUGAAGACCUGAUUGUGGAGGCACAGCAUUUCUGACUAAGCAACCACUAGUCUUUGAAAAUGUGUACCCAGGAUACUCUAUAUCAUCUAUUUUUUUUGUUUUGUUUUGUUUUGGCUUGUAUUUUGGUAACUGCUUUAGUUAAAUAUAACUUACAUACUAUGUAAUUCAUCCAUUUUUAGUAGAAGAAAUUGUUUGACCCAAUGGAUAGACCUAGUCUCAACCUGCCUCUAUUUCUCCAGGCCUUCUUGAGUAAAAUGACCUUUAUGAUCACUUAGAAUAUCUUGACGAGUGUUAUGGAGCUGAUCCAUAUUCCUGCCUGUAUCUGUUACUUAUCACUUAAUGUGUGCCAACCUCAACCAUGUUCACACACUUAAAUUUAAUACAUCAGCUGUUCCUGUUGCUAGCAUGAGAAAAAAAAAAGAGAUCUUUACACAUCGAAUGUGCCUAGUAAAGAGCAAGUAAUUUUGAGUGUAGCAUCUUAUAGGGAUAUAGAAGUACUUAAGUCUGGAAAGGCUGAUUGGGGCAUAAUUCUUAAGACUAGUCUAAUAAUUUCACAUUUUAUUUUAUAGGUACUAGAGAGAUCCUUCCCAAAUGACUGUCCUCCUUGAACCUCUUUCCUUUCUGUGACAUUACAUCAUUCUGGUUUUGUUCUAGAUUAUUAUAAGGCCUAGGGGAACUUGGUGGGGGUGUCACUUGCAAGGCCCUGUACUCAGACAUGUAGUCCCACGUAACAUGCUGGUAUUUUCUUAGGCUAGCAGGGCAGUGUUAUCAAAGGGAGAGUUUAAAUUGAGACAGACGAAAGAAAUACAAGGUUUCUGAGAAUUUUAUUUUCAAGAUAUAAGGUGAGGCUAAGAAAUAAAAAGGCAAACAAUGAGGGUAGAAGGUGGGGAAAAGGGGAGCAAGUAGAAUGUCCAAAAGGUGAAGAGCAGUUUAAGUCUGAACCUAUAAAUAUGUAAGGAUUGCAGGGACUGGUGUUUAUGUGGUGUUAGCUGUGUAGCCUAGGGAUAAGUAGUUGUGUUAGCGUCUCAUUGCUGUAACAAAAUAACUGAGAUAAUAAACUUAUAAAGAGGAAGGCUUAUUUUGGCUUAUAGUUUUGGAGAUUUCAGUCCAUGGUUGGCUGACCCUAUUGUUUUUAGGCAGUACAUCAUGGUGGGAACACAUGACAGAGAAAAACCAU
Molecule: messenger RNA, 2589 nt
Organism: Marmota monax (woodchuck)
Lineage: Eukaryota; Metazoa; Chordata; Mammalia; Rodentia; Sciuridae
Gene: Tph1
Product: tryptophan hydroxylase 1
Exons: 10
Coding region: 8-1342 (444 amino acids)
Biological process (GO): aromatic amino acid metabolic process; serotonin biosynthetic process
Cellular component (GO): neuron projection
Molecular function (GO): iron ion binding; tryptophan 5-monooxygenase activity
Source: RefSeq, a predicted model, not a curated record